This is a messenger RNA of Cladocopium goreaui, 1216 nucleotides long. Lineage: Eukaryota; Dinophyceae; Suessiales; Symbiodiniaceae. The record is from the annotation of a GenBank genome assembly.
GACAAACUAUGAAGAAGCACUUGAAAAAGUGAAAGGCAUGCAGUACCUCACAAAGCCUGCCUUCAAAGAAAAGGAAACACAGCUUUCAAAGUUGGAAACUGCACUUGGAAAAGUGAAGAAACAACUUGCAAAAGGUGACAAGGGAAAGGUCAACAUCACCAAAGAUCUCUUGAAAGAAGCUGUGGCCACCAUGUCAGAAGCCAAAGAGGAAGCCAAGGCACAGACCAACCAACCUGUGCAAAAUGAUUGCUUCUGGCUGCUGGUGCUUCUUGGGGUGGCUGGGUGGUGGUUAGCAGAACAAGCAAUGCUGGAUGGCUGCACCCACCCAGAGGUUUGUGAUGUAGCAAGGGCAGGGAGCCAUGGCCUUUAUCCUGGCUAUGUGCACAGGGACCUCAUGGCCAGGUUUGUCAAGGGUGUUUUUGUGCCUGAGCCAAUGCAGGUCCCAGUCCAGCGUCUCAACCCCAAAUCCUUGAAAAAGGAAAAGGAAGAAGCAGCAGUGAUCCUUCCACACAUGCUAUUCUCCAGCUUGGCAACACUGCCCAACUUCAAUGAGCAGGGGGCCAAAGGUGAGGAGGGAGUGGAGGUUGAACAGGCCACACCUUUGAGAAAGGGAAAGGUCAUGGUUGAUUUCCAUUGGACCCUGGAAGUCGAUGGGAAGAUCACACCUGGAAACAGGUCUGCCAUGGAGCUACUCUUGGAAAAGGGGGUUGAAGUUGUGGUUUGCUCCUGGUGCUUCACCCACAGGAGAAAAGAAGUGCUUGCCACUCUUGAAAAAGAGGAUUGGUUCAUCAAGGUGACCUUCAUCAGCACUACAGAAAGAACUGGUGCUGGUGGGAAAGCAUCCCUGUGCAAACAAUAUGGCUGCACCACCAUCUUUGAGGAUGGGAUGGACAUCCUCAAGGAAUGCCACCAACAGGGCAUUGAGGUCUACUGCAUCAGAAGCCCAGGUAAAAGUUACAGCUGGGUUUCUGACCAAGGCCUGCCCCUGUAUGCCUCCUUCUCAAAAGCUGUCAGCCAGGAGUUCCAGCAGAAUGAAGAUGAAUAUGAAAGUUGGAACAACUUCUUGGAAAAGGAAACACAGCUUUCAAAGUUGGAAACUGCACUUGGAAAAGUGAAGAAACAACUUGCAAAAGGUGACAAGGGAAAGGUCAACAUCACUAAAGAUCUCUUGAAAGAAGCUGUGGCCACCAUGUCAGAAGCCAAAGAGGAAGCCAAG